This is a messenger RNA of Aureobasidium melanogenum CBS 110374, 2124 nucleotides long. RefSeq lists its product as uncharacterized. Gene Ontology annotation, cellular component: centrosome; spindle pole; gamma-tubulin complex. The coding region runs from base 1 to 2124 and encodes 707 amino acids. Lineage: Eukaryota; Fungi; Ascomycota; Dothideomycetes; Dothideales; Saccotheciaceae. Gene Ontology annotation, biological process: mitotic cell cycle; cytoplasmic microtubule organization; spindle assembly. Gene Ontology annotation, molecular function: gamma-tubulin binding; microtubule minus-end binding. The transcript has a single exon. The record is from RefSeq and is a predicted model, not a curated record.
AUGCUCCACGAGGUCCUACUCGCCCUCAGCGGGCAUCCCUCGCCAUUGUUCCCUGCAACCGCCCCGCCCGGUCGAUCGUCUGACGACUUUGUAGACAAAGACUUUCCGCUAUUGUCAUCAUCGGAAGCUGCUCUCUUGGCGACGGUGGGCAAGCUUGCCAGUUUGCAUCGUCAAAUUCGAGACCACGCAAAUCGCAUUCUCUCUCAACAUCCCUCGACCAUAUGUCGUGCUGUAGCUGCAUCGUUGCUGCAAACCCAUCUUGCACGUUUCCGUGAGAAGAUUCUUGAUGUUGAAAGGCAAAUCUUGACCAAAGAUGCUGCUAUAGUGGGUGCAUACAACAUUGUACCCCUCUCUGCAGUAGUUGGUGAGUUCGAUGGAUGGAGUCGUCGCAUGGAAUGGUAUUGGAGCCUUGCAUGCUUCAUCCAGCCUCUAGACGCGCACAAGUCUGUGCCAGCAACUGGGGCUGCGGUUAUCAAUCAUCUACGGUCAGAGAUGCAGACCGGAUUCCCCGAUAUUGAGACUGCAGCGACAGAGCUGAGUUGUGUUGCUGACAAGGCAUGGUUGAAACAAGUGUCUGCAUGGCUACUAUACGGCUUGCUUCCUAGCCACGGCGCUGAUGACUUCUUUGUCUCCGUGCAGGAGUCCGUUGAGGGACCGCCAUCAUACGCUCUGAGACGCGAAUUGCUGCCCAAGUUUGUUUCGCAACAGACUGGAAACUCUUUACUGUUCAUUGGAAAGUCCUUACACCAAGUCAAACAGCAUACACAAGGAUCAUCAGCAUCACACAUCCUUCAUAGUAACGAGGACGCUUCUCUUUUGGAUGCACAUCUCCAAUCUCUUUCUUCACUAUCAUAUCCCCUAAUUCCUGCUGCAUUCUCCACCACAAUAUCAUCAAUACGCUCAUCGCUAUCGCAAAAGGUUCUCCAGCGCCUACUCCCACCAAAUGAGAUCAAGCUUGUAUUGAACACCUUCCGCCAAAUCCUUCUUCUGGAUAGGGGUGAAUUUGCUGUCUUCUUGAUUUCCGAGGCAGCAGACAGACUAGAUGCCAGAAGAGUCGAACAUGGCCGAUAUCUGCAGGAGCCCUCUGGAAAGGAUCUGCGUGGUGUCAUGAUGAAGGAAGGCGAAAUCAACGAAUCGCUUUCACGAACAUGGAAAGCAUUGACAUCACUACAAACCGAGGAUCUCGAAGACGAUGUACUGGAAUAUGCCCGAGAGAACAUGCGCCUAGAGAUUGACACACGAAGAGCCACCUCCAGACCAACAACCUCGGAUGGAACAGCCUUGGAUGUGGCAGGUCUAUCCAGUACCUCAUUCAACGACCUCCUGUUCCCUGUUCCGACCCUACUCACAAUGCAAAUAUGCUCACCACUCGACCUCUUCGUCUCGCGCGCCGACAUGGAUCGGUAUUCGGCACUUAAUGCAUAUCUAUUGAGUCUACGUCGAGCACAUAUGCGCUUGUCCAAUCUCUGGCGAGAAUCUGGCUCACGCCGCGCAGUCGCAAAUCCUACUCGCUUAAGUGCAGAAGCAAGGCAGGUCGCUCAUACUCGUGGUAUUGCUCAACGCAAGGUCUGGGCUACAUGCAGUGCAGCUGUCUUCCUCCUAUCAGAAACCACAGCAUACUUUGAAGGCGAGCUGAUCACCAGCUCAUGGGACACCUUCUACUCGUGGGCUACUGCUCAGCAUCAUGAUCCUGAAACACUAGGACGAGCCCAUCGCUCGUUCCUCGCUGCACUGUCCUACACAAUCUUGCUUACUGACGCGGUCUAUACACGAUCUCUCCGUGAUUUGCUCACACACAUAGACGCAUUAGUCGCACUUUUUGGCCGUCUACAACGUCUCCAACAGACAUCCAGUCUCGGCGUAGGUGGUACAGACUUCCUCGACGAGGAAGAGACAGAGGUAGCACGCGAACUUGACCGGUCUCGCAAGCGUGUCGAUGCUGCCCUCAAAGACGUGGUUGCGAGGCUGCGACAGUUGGACCAUGAGCGUUUGGGUGCAGCAAGGUAUCUCCAAGUCGAUGCUCAAGACACGGGCUUCGAGGUCUGGCGAGGCGGAGGUGUGGACAGAUUAUUGAUGAAGCUGGACUUUGGUAGGAUGAGUGGUGGAGAGGAGUAUAUCGUCUAG